Paramuricea clavata is the source of this 1128-nucleotide messenger RNA. The record is from the annotation of a GenBank genome assembly. Lineage: Eukaryota; Metazoa; Cnidaria; Anthozoa; Malacalcyonacea; Plexauridae.
GUCGUCCAAACGAUCGGAGCUAGAGUGGCAGAUUUAGUAACCCCUGAGGUCGUGGUGAUCGAAGACGCAGGAAUCGCGAGGCUCUUGUCAAGUGGUUAUGGCCGUACGAAAGUCAAUCAGAUCCAGAACAAGAAAAACAUCAUCAUUCAGAGAAGCAACUUCGGUCGUCGUAUUCAAAUAACCGGCAGUUCAGAAGCUAAACUCCGAGCUCGGACGCAGAUUGAGAAAUUAAUCGAAGACCUGCAGAAAACCACGCAUUUAGAAAUUGAUUUACGACAUUCAGAUCGACCCGUGGGUGCAAUCCGAGAGAUUUUGAAGCACUUCGGGAAAGACCUUAACAAACUAGUUGAAGGAGAAGACUGCCAAGCAUCCAUGGAGAUCAGACGUCGAAAAGUUGUACUACGUGGAGCUAAGGAAGCUGUUAGUCAAGUUCAAAAUAAAGUAGAAGAAUUUCUCAAAACUUUGCCUAAUUCACAAAGAGAAACAAACGUUGAUAAUGAAUGUCCUGUUUGUUUUGCCGACGUUGAAGAUCCGUAUGUUCUCACUUUAUGUGGCCAUGCAUAUUGCUCUGCUUGUAUUACGCAGUAUCUUAGCAAUGUUUUUGAUUCAGUAAAGAGCGCUGAUAUGUUUCCUCAGAAGUGUAUGUGUGAGGGAUGUGAAUCCCCUUCCAUCAAGGAAGAUUACGUAGCGCUUUUAAAAACAGAACAAAUUCAAAAGCUCUACCAAGUUUCGUUGGAAUGUUUUUUGAUUGGCAACACUAGCUACAAGCCUUGUCCGACACCUGAUUGUUCAUGGGUAUAUGAAGUCACUCCCAUUCCAGGUGUGUUUGCCUGCCCUGAAUGUGACAUUCGUUUUUGUAAGAAAUGUGGUGAUUCUACUCAUGAAAUGUUUGAGGCAUGUGAAGCUUUUAAAGCGAGUAAAGAUCCAUCGCAAUCAGACCGACUGUAUAACGAAUGGGCGGCAAGAGCAAAUACUAGGAAGUGUCCUCGAUGUUCAGUUCUGAUCGAAAAAAAUGCGGGAUGUGAACAUAUGCAAUGUACUCAAUGUAAAGCACACAUUUGUUGGAAAUGUGGGAGUCUCUUUGAAACUAGCGAAAAAUGCUAUAGACAUAUUCCAUUUUGUAAUUGA